Messenger RNA from Gracilinanus agilis (Agile Gracile Mouse Opossum), 6352 nucleotides. RefSeq names its product DLEC1 cilia and flagella associated protein (gene DLEC1). The transcript is spliced from 40 exons. Lineage: Eukaryota; Metazoa; Chordata; Mammalia; Didelphimorphia; Didelphidae. The coding region runs from base 88 to 6294 and encodes 2068 amino acids. Gene Ontology annotation, biological process: negative regulation of cell population proliferation. The record is from RefSeq and is a predicted model, not a curated record.
GGUGGGGCCAGAAAGCAGGAGAGAGGUGGCUGGCUGACCAAGGGGGCGGGAUCGGAAGCGGUCUCCGAGCGUAGGCCCGCUGUCGCCAUGGAGACCGUAAACCAGCUGCUGGGGGAAUCCGGAGUGGCCCUGCAGUCCAGGACCCUCCUGGAAUCUAUGGAGCCGAUGUCUCAGCGUACGUCCGUGUCACUGUCGGUGCCGGUGUCAACGACUGCGUGGUCCUUGGAACGUCCGAACUCGCCGACCCCAGGCCGGGAUCUGAGCCGGAGCGGGGAUGGCAGCUCCCAGAGCCGGUUCCAAGCCUUCAGUGGCAGCAGGGAGACCACCAGCAGCAGCCCCAGCGCCCCGAUCCCCGGCGUGACCCGCGGCAGCAGCAUCUACGGCGAGACCGGGGAUAUCCGCGAGCUCACCAAGCAGAACUCCCCCGAGCCCCCGCUGCUGCGUCUGCGGCCCACGUCCCUGCAGACUCAGGACAUCUCAUACCUGCUGACGAGCCUCUUCAAGAAUUUGUAUACUCUGGAUGUGAUUGGAGAAGACAUAGGAAGUAACCUCAUUAAAUCCCGGGGUGGAGAAAAUGUCCAACAUGAGAAGUUUGUGGAUGACCUACAGAAGCUUCGAGAUGAUUAUACCCAGAAAUUGGCAGCCGCAGACAUGGUGGAGAAGCACAUCAUUGAGGCUCGAGCUCGGGCCAUGGCGGAGGAUGAAAGGUGCCUGGGUAACAUCAAGGCACAGAGUUUUGCCACUGUCUACUUGCCUCCAGUGAAGUCUGCCUUCAGGUGGUGCGUGGACAGUAAUCUGCUUAGGAAGAAUCAUUUGAUUUGUCCUGAUGACUACAUCCGUGACCCUUUGCCUUUCUCCAAAGGCCCCAAAGCCCGAGAAGACAUUGUCCCAAUGUGCUACAAGAUGACCUUUAGCUUCAAACAGCACGUUCAAGGCACAGAGAAAACUCUGAAUGUUCCAGAGAUAGCUAGGAAGAAGAAGCUUCCAUCCAUCCUUUCUGAUGUGUCCUUGUCUACCCUGACAAAGUCCUCAACACCAGAAGUCAAGACUCCCAAGGUUAUCAAGAAAUGGAACCAGUCCAAGAACAAGAUGUGGAUGAAUCACUUAAGCAUAACCGAGAGGAACCGGGAGCGACAGCUUCUUACCAGAUUUGAGCACCAGCACAACUUCCUCAAGAACCCACGCUUUUACCCGCCCAAUACUAUAAAUGGAGGCCAGUCUCUCAUCUUUCCUCCAAAGAAGAUGGGACCAAUGGGAGAUGAACGGGGCACCAGUGAGAGAAAUUUUGAUGAUGUUCCAGUGUUUCUAGCUAAGCCAGCAGUGGUGUUUUUUACUGAUUAUGUAAUUGGACCAGUUUACGAGGUAAUGCUGGAGCUCCAGAAUAUGACGUCCACCAGCCGCCACCUGAGAGUCCUGCCCCCUUCCACACGGUACUUUAAUGUUGGCUUGGGAAAGUUCCCGAGCAGAGGAGGAAUGGUGGCCCCCGGGAUGGUCUGCCAGUACACGGUUCGCUUUGCUCCCGACAGCCUGGGAGAUUUUGACGAUUUUAUUCUAGUGGAGACUCAGUCGGCCCACACGCUUCUGAUCCCCUUACAAGCCAGGAGACCUCCUCCAGUCCUGACACUGGCUCCGAACUUAAACUGUGGGUACUGCCUCGUUGGGGGCAUCAAAAUGACUGGAUUCCUCUGCAAGAACAUGGGGCUGAGCACGGGCAGGUUCUGUAUCAUGCCGAAGCCGUCCUGGCCGCCUCCCAGUUUCAGGGCGGUCGCCACCGUUGGCUUUGUGGAGUACGCUCCGUUUGGAAUCCUGCCAGCCGUGUUUGAGCUCAUUCCGGGACAGACCCUCUUAAUAGAGGUGCUGUUUCUUCCGACUUCCCUGGAGACUGUGACAAGAUCAUUCAUCAUCGUGUGUGACAACUGUCAGAGCAAAGAAAUCACCAUUUCAGGAACUGGUCAGCUGGUUGGCCUGAAACUUCUCUGUGUGUCUGGUGAAAUGAGCUACCCUGCGCCAGGGGAGAUCACAGACUUGACUUCUCAGCACUUCAUCCAGUUCGAGUCCCAAAAUAUCCAGACCACCACCUCAAAACGCCUCAUCGUAAGAAACAUGACACAUGUGGCCCUGCCUUUUCACUGGCAGAUCGUGCAGCCCAAUUUACUACCCCUGCUGCCAGGGGAGACGUGGACCUCCAAGGACAUCAAGCACCACAUUGACCUGGAGACCGCCUUCUUUGUCACUCCCCAGAAGGGCGUCCUGCAGCCACACAUGGACCACGAGUUCAUCCUGAGCUUCUCUCCCGAACAGCUGAAAGAUUACCACAGCGUGAUCCAGAUUGUGCUGGAGGAGAUCCCGGACCCCGUUUGUCUAGAAAACGAGAAUUUGUGUGAAUUGCCUUGUAUGGUGGAUGACGUCAUUGCCCUGGAAAUCGAGGUGAAAGGCUCCGUGGAGCCCUUCCAGAUUCUCUUGGAGCCUUAUGCCAUCAUCAUUCCUGGAGAGAACUACAUCGGAGUAAAUGUGAAGAAGGACUUCAAGAUGUGGAACAACAGCAAAUCUUCCAUCCACUACACCUGGGGGAAAAUUAGUGACUGUCACAUCAUCGAAGUGGAGCCCCACACUGGAGUCAUAGAGCCUAAUGAAAAAGGUGAAUUUGAGUUGAAUUUUACUGGAGGUGUUCCUGGGCUGACAAGCCAGGAGCUUCCCUGUAAGAUCGAGCGCUCCCCAGUGCCAGUGGUGUUGCACAUUGAGGCUGCCUUCAAGGGGCCAACACUCACCAUCAAUGUCUCAGCCCUGCAGUUUGGUUUGAUUAGACUGGGGAGUAAAGCCAUCACCUUUAUAAACAUUCACAACACAAGCCAGCUCCCAGCAGUGUGGAAGAUUCAAGAGAGCCCAACAUGCCUCGAGGAAAGGAAGGAAAAGGUUUCUCUCUUCAUCUUUGAACCAUCCCAGGGCCAUAUGCUUCCUCUGGGGACAGCCAAAGUAACAAUUAUCUUUGAAGCCAAAUGCUGCCAAAGCCUCCAGACAGUCUUAGAGCUGCAAGUGGAAAAUGGAGAUCCAAGCUACCUGCCAGUCUACGUUGAAGUGCAGAAGCCUUAUGUCUACCUGCUGUCCAGCCAGCUCAUGCUCAGCGACAUAUACUUUGGUGUGUCCACCAAGGCAACCAUCACACUCUUUAAUGGGACACUCCUGCCCACCAAGUUUCUGUGGGGGAAGCUUUUGGGAGCUCUUUCUGCCCUCUGCCUGGUGGAGACCAUCCCUAAAAGUGGCAGCUUGGGCCCCAAUGAGGAGAAACCUAUAACCUUGCAAUUUACAGCUUUCACUCUGGAGGAGCUGACUGACCUGGUCCUCCCGUGUCGCAUAGAAGGGAUGAAGAAAGCUCUUGUUCUGGGCAUUUCGGGGAAGCCCAAGGGGCUGGAUGUGACAUUAUCAAUACCCCUCGCUGAGGGCAGUGUCUGUAGUGGGGAACAGGAGCCAAGCCAUCCUCAGGAACUCCGCUUGGACUUCGGCUCCAACAUUCCAUUGAAAAGUAUGCUGAAGCGGCAGCUGAUCCUCACCAACACUUCAGCAAUAAAAGCAUUAUUUUCCCUGGAAUUUGCCUAUUUUGGGGUCUCUGAAGAAAUCUUGAGCAAAAAACCAAAGCCCCCUAAUGUGCCACCUUCCCUGAGACAUUCAGUAAGGAUAGCCAAGUGCAUUGCCCGGAGAGACUUUCUAGACUCUUUGGAAGCUCUCUUGUCCAAAGGGAAAGGAGCCGCCUUCCUUUGUCACAACUGCCAGGGAACCCUGAAAGCCUUCCAGACGCUGGUCAUUGACAUCACGGCGUGUAGCAACAUGUGGGGAGACUACCACGACGAGCUCAUCUGCAAGGUGGGAGAUCUGCCACCAACCAUCAUCCCAGUCCACAUGGGCGUGGUGGGCUGCCCCAUCAUGUUGUUCAGGACGAGCCACCUAGCUGAUGAACCUCCCCAGGACAAAAUCAUCAGGUUUGGCACUAAGAUCUCUGGAGGAGACACCAUCUCCCGCACUCUCCGCCUGAAUAACUUCAGUCCUUAUGACAUCAGACUAGACUGGGAGGUCUAUAACCCCCAUGAGAGUGAGCACCAUCUCCUGGACUUGUGGAUAUUGUACGGGAAGCCUUUCCCCCUGCGGGAUGCUGACGGGAUAGAAGUGGACUCCAAGUCAGUACCCACAAGCGAAGUGCCCUUCGAGCGCAGCUACAGCCAGUCGUCCAGCUCCUCCGACAGCGAAAAAGUCUUUGAACCGAAGCCCAGAGCCGGCCCAGCCUCUAACCGUGGAUCCGGGCCAGCUUACGGGGAGGAGGGGGUGGAGAGCGGGGCCCUGGGCCUGUGCACCCCGUGUCACCCCAGCCGCCUUGGUCGCAGGGGCCCUCCGGCUCUGCUGCUGGCCUCAGAGUUGGCACACUGCUCUAUUUUAAAGCCAAAGAUCAGCGUUUCGGAGAGCGUAGAAGAGCCUAUCCCGCUCACGGCCGAGGGGCACCCCAAGAUCAUCACGGUGAUUCUGAAGCCCCACGAUGGCAUCCGCUCCAACUUCCCCUACACCAUCUCUCCCAAGCAGCUGCCGGGUGAUAGCUGUCCGUGCCCCGAUGACGAGGGCCAGGACGCUCCCCCGGGCCCCGCCGGUCAGGCAGUCCGUGGCUGGGGCUCGCGUCUCUGGCCCUUUUCAGUGGCCGGGCAGGGCCUCACCAAGCGUCCCUGGCACACGAGCCCUCCCGUGAGACGCCCCCCUCUGCGGCAGAUCAUCCCGGCUGCUGGCAGCAAGAUGAUCUCGGUCUCGUUCACGCCCGUGGCCCUGCCCGGCGCCGCCAGGAAGGUGGCGUGCAACAGCUACGCCCUGGGCUUCAUGAGCCUGGACAGCAAGAUGGCUCGCGAGAUCCCUGGAAAGGUGACGCGCCAGCAGAACUUUGAUGCUCAGCAGUUCCGGCUGGACCUGCAGGGCUUCGUCCGGCCAACUCGGUUGAGCAUUGAGCAGGAUUACGAUGGCGGGAUGGUCUUCAACCUGCAGGGCAGUGACCUCAUCCCGGACAAUCCCCUCACGGGGGUGCUCACGGAGGUGGUGGCCACUCACGUCCUGAAGGUCAACAAUUUUACGGACGUGGCCCAUUACUUCAGGCUCUUGGUAGCCUCGCCGUUCUCCGUGACCGGGAUCAACCCUGAAGAGAACCGGCAAACCUGGAACCAGGAGGACGAGGAAGAGGACGAGGAGACGGGAGAUCAGUUUGUGCUUUCCCCGCAGCAGAACAUGCUGGUCUCAUCCUCCUCAGAGGGCUCUGCCCAGGGCCUCUUCGCUUCUCCUCCUCUUGCCCUUGCAUCUCUGACUGGCGGCAACCUGGGGUCGUGCCGGUCAGCUCAGCAGUGUCUGUGGUUCUGUGAGAGCUGGCCAUGGGGCUGUUCAAGGAGAACCCGAGAGACGUGUCAGAGGGGCCUCGGCGUCUCCCCUGGGCCUUCGGAGCCCUCCGUGCCCGCCUCCUCUGCGGCCUCCCUGUGGCCCCCUCCCUUAUCCCCUAGGCCAGCACCUUCCGUGGGCUCCUUGGGGGCACGGGCUCGGUUGCCUCUUUUCUUUGUGAACUCUGCCCUUGGCACAGGGCACCUCAUGGCCCAGUCAGGGCCCAGUCAGGGCAGAGUAGGUCUCCCCAGAUGCCCAGCACCCAGGCCGGGGCCAACCCCUCCACAGGGAGGUGGCGAGUCCACGGGGCCCACAGUCACAGGGACGGGGAGGGAGGCUGACAGCACGUCCCACAUCCCACAGAUCGAUGUGUCGUUCACGCUGUCCCUGGAGUUGCUGACAUACCAGAAGCUGCCGUCUGACCAGAUGCUGCCGGGUGUGAAGAUCAUUCAGGACGAGGACGGCAGCAAGAGAAUGGAGUUCAGCCAGAACCUGGUCUUCGAGUACAGCAAUAAGACCACCCAGGUAGUGCCCCUGCUGGCCAAUGUGACCAUUCCGGCCCUGCAGCUCUCCACCAGCUGGGUGGACUUUGGCAUCUGUUUUGUGAACGACACGAGCAGCCUGGAGGUGAACCUGCUGAACCUGAGCCCCUGUAAAAGCCACUGGAUCGCCAUGAUAGACAAACUGGAGCGGCACAAGGGCGUCUUCCAAGUCUUCCCGACCAGCGGAGUCGUGGAGGCGCGCCAAGUCAACGGCCCCCCGGCCUCCACAAGCCUCUUUAUCCAUUUCACUGCCAGGAACAGCGGCAAGUUUGAGGCCAUCGUGUCGGUGGACGGCAUCCUGGGCGAGUCCUGCAUCUUGCACGUGUGCGGCCAGGGCUCCUACGACGAGAGAUACUAGAGGCCGGCCGAGAGCCUGGCCGGCCUGGCGCCUCCGGCCGUCCUUAAUAAAUGCAGAG